Ruditapes philippinarum (Manila clam) is the source of this 1702-nucleotide messenger RNA. Its product is annotated as threonine-rich protein-like. The coding region runs from base 131 to 748 and encodes 205 amino acids. The transcript has 6 exons. Lineage: Eukaryota; Metazoa; Mollusca; Bivalvia; Venerida; Veneridae. The record is from RefSeq and is a predicted model, not a curated record.
AUUAUGUAUUCCGUGACUGAUUCUUCAAUUUUGGAAGAAGCUAAUUUAUUACUCUAACUUUAUCAAAAAGAACAUAUAUUCUCUUAUAGCUUUAAUUCUGAUAUAAUUAAGCUGAAAUUGGAAUUUAAGAAUGGUGGAUUUUGUUAACAAAUCUUUUAUUUGGUUGGCUGCCUUGUCGUUACUUGUAUGUAGUGUACAAUCAACAGUAUUACCUGUAGCAGAGAUAUUUCAAAGAUAUUUUACCGGAUCACCGUGUGUGAAUUGCUGCGAGACUCGGACACAUGGACAUGUUAUCAUACAGGCAGAAGUAAUAGAAUGUGAUAUACCUGGUUCUUCUUCACCAAUGCCGUCCUCAACAGUUGCACCAUUCAAAUCUAGCACUGAGAUACCAUCUAGCACUCCACUAAAUGCCACCUCUGUUCCGCCAUCUUCAUCUGCGAUGCCAUCUUCAUCUGCGAUGCCAUCUUCCACCGAACAACCAUCAUCUUCUGAGCAACCUUCAAGUUCAACAAUGAUGACAAACGCAACAUCCGUUAGCACAACAAUUCUUCCAACAACGAGAUUAAGUUCUGUAAUGUCUAGUAGCAUUAACCCAACAAGUUCACCAUCAACUUCACCUCCUGACACAUGUAGCGCUGGCGAGAUUUGCUGCGAGACUAGAACCAUUGGAAAUGUCGUUAUUAUUGCAGAAGUACUAGAGGAUUCCGAUGUGAUCUGUCAAUCCAAGGACUACGCCAUAAAUGAAUAGACCACCCUCUUAUUAUGUUAUAAUAUCAGAUCUAGCAUUUCUUCUUACUUUCAACAUUUUUCAUAAGAUUUUUAAAUACGCUAUUAUCAUUAUUUUACCUAAAACCUCAUUUGGAUCUUAAAUCCAUUUUUAAUCUUGGCUAUAGUUAUGUAUUUAAGGUGAAUAUUGUUUUUAUAUAAAUUAGUUUUGAUAUGAUUCCAAGUAUUGAUAUUUAUUAUUCUUUGAUCUUUUUAUCCGGCUAACUAUACGUAUUAAUUUAAUUAAGAUGGUUUUAUUUAAGUUUUUAUUUAUUUUCAUAAUUUAUUUAGUAUAAUUGCAACAUUCCUGUACCUCUUACAUAUUUAUUGCACUGCUCAAUUGAGCCGCGUCAUGAUAAAACAAACAUAGUACGUUUGCGACCAGCAUGGGUCCAGACCAGCUUGCGCAUUUGCGCAGUCUGAUCAGUAUACAUGCUGUUCGCUUACAAACCCUAUUACAAGUAGAGAAACUGAUAGCGAACAAAAAUCGCAAAAGUCAUUUGGGUUGGGAAAAAACAACGCGAAAUUAUAUUUAUAUUAAACAUUAAGUUCUUUAUAAUAAGCACAAAAAAUAUAAAGUUUAAUUGAAAACUUAGUUUUAUACGAUGUCAUGUUGCAGAGCUUUAAGCUCAUUUGUUUUGUAUAUUUAAAAAAAAAUUGAAUUUUCAUAAAUCAAGAAUAAUCUACCCAUGUUUCCAUAUUCAUUUACCAUAUAAUCGUUUAUACACGUAGCUUGUUAUACAUGUAGCUUGUUAUACAUGUAGCUUGUUAUACAUGUAGCUUGUUAUACAUGUAGCUUGUUAUACAUGUAGCUUGUUGUUUCAUUGAGGUGUUCUGAUACCGGUUGAAUAUUUAAAGUGAAUGUGAAACAUUAAUUGUGUUUAUACUAAAGGAAAUGUAUAUUUAUUUGUUUAUUUGAUAAAAAAAAUGAAAUAAA